This is a messenger RNA of Laccaria bicolor S238N-H82, 1542 nucleotides long. RefSeq lists its product as uncharacterized. NCBI's taxonomy places the organism in Eukaryota, Fungi, Basidiomycota, Agaricomycetes, Agaricales, Hydnangiaceae. The coding region runs from base 1 to 1542 and encodes 513 amino acids. The transcript has 3 exons. Gene Ontology annotation, cellular component: mitochondrion. Gene Ontology annotation, molecular function: metal ion binding. The record is from RefSeq and is a predicted model, not a curated record.
AUGCGAUCUUCCGUCUUGCGCAAAACACUAUCCACUGCUGCAAACCCUCCCGUUCAACUCACCACUCUUCCAAAUAAAAUACGCGUUGCUACAGAGUUAACCCCAGGCCAUUUCUCUUCUGUCGGCCUCUAUAUCGACGCAGGUACGCGCUAUGAGAACCCAAGAGCAGCUGGUGUCAGUCACUUCCUUGACCGCAUGGCUUUCAAGGUACCUACACCCAUGCUUUUUUUAAAAAGCACAACCAGUCGGACAAGCGAAGCCAUGUCCAACGAUAUCCACUCACUCGGCGGUCAAAUAAGCUGCGCCUCAUCCCGCGAGUCAAUGAUGUACCAGUCUUCGCAUUUCCACAAAGCAACUCCUCUUGCUCUCUCCCUUAUGGCGGACACAGUCAUAAACCCAGUUUUUUCACCAGAGGAGAUUGAAGUACAACGUGACGCGGCAGCGUACGAGAUUCGUGAAAUCAGUGCUAAGCCUGAAAUGAUCCUUCCUGAAAUAUUGCACAAUGUCGCUUAUGGUCUUGGAGGGUUGGGAAACCCUCUGUUAUGUCCGGAAGAACGAAUAUCACAAAUCGAUGCCGACGCUCUUCGGGCUAGCAUUAAAGAGUGGUAUCGCCCCGAACGCAUGGUCAUUGCAGGCGCUGGCAUGCAUCAUGAACAGCUGGUGGAGCUAGCUGACAAGUACUUUUCGUCACUUAAACCAUCCACAACGUCAUCUCAACCCUCCACGUCUCGCUCUAACACCAUCCCUUCUCCCCAUCUUCUUUCUCCUUCAUCCCCCUCCGUCACCAAAUCACUUACUCGAGCUGCAUCAUAUCUGUUCCCCAACAACCUAUCUUCCCAUAUGCCGAAAAACCCCUCCUCUACAUACACUGGUGGUCACCGGUUUAUACACGACCCAGAGGCAGAGUUUGACCACCUUUACAUCGCCUUUGAAGGGGUGGGCAUCCACGACGAUGGUAUAUACGCUCUUGCGACGAUCCAAAUGCUUCUAGGUGGUGGGGGCAGCUUCUCCGCCGGGGGCCCUGGGAAGGGCAUGUACUCCCGCCUCUACACGCACAUUCUCAACCAGUACCCGCAGAUAGAUCACUGUGCUUCCUUCCACCACAUCUACACAGACUCGUCACUAUUUGGGUUAUUCGCCUCCUUUGUACCCGCUGCAUCAGGCGUGUCGGGAGGCAACACUGCGAGCCAGAUUCUUCCUCAUCUCGUACACCAACUUAGCCUUUUGCUAUACUCGCCCAUCCCUCAGGUCGAGCUUAGCAGGGCAAAGAACCAGCUCAAGUCAAGCUUGAUGAUGGCGCUUGAAAGCCGUUCAAUUGAGGUCGAGGAUCUAGGUCGCCAGAUUCUUGUACACAAUAGAAAGGUGCCAGUCACUGAAAUGACUGACAAAAUAGAUCAGGUGACACCUGAAGACAUUCGACGCGUCGCUGCCAGAGUAUGGGGCCCGGAAUCCAGGAACAAAGCCACAGUUGUUUGCAUGGGUCAUGAGGAUACUGGUUCAUGGAAGGAGGUAUUUAGCAAGUACGGACUGUCGUCUGUCUAA